Molecule: messenger RNA, 813 nt
Organism: Prunus armeniaca (apricot)
Lineage: Eukaryota; Viridiplantae; Streptophyta; Magnoliopsida; Rosales; Rosaceae
Source: the annotation of a GenBank genome assembly
AUGAAGAAGGCAUUGGGUCUCAAAUCACCGGGUUCGGGCUCCAAGAAGAGUCUUGGGUCCGGUGGGUCUGGGUUGGGACCUAGAAAGCCCAAGCGGGUUAUGACGGUGGGUGAGCUGAUGAGGAUCCAAAUGGGGAUUUCUGAUGCUAUGGACUCUAGAGUCAUGAGAGCUCUGCUUGGGAUUUCUGCUGCUCAGUUUUAUGAUGGUGAAACAGUUUACAUUUUAGGAUUACUUGAAAAAUCCAGAAUGCGUUAUGUCAAAGCAAGCUUUAAACUAUACUUCGUAGAGAAAUGUUCUCUUGCCAGACAAUCUGGCAGCAGAAAAAAACAUGGCCUUUCAUUGGCCAACUGGUCCCAUAAUGAGAGUGUGUGUCAUAGAAGAGCUGGAAAAUCACUUGUUGGAAUGGCAGAGGUUGAAGCAGCCAUACAAGAAAUGUUCCAGGCACCUCAUAUUCAAGUGAUGAAAACUUCUUCCAGGCUGAGUAAAAUAUUUUUGACUGCCAUGGUGUAUGAACUCUACAAAACAGGAAUGGGGGAAACUACUUUUGAAAAGUUGGCAAUGACAGUCUCAUGCCUCUGUACAAGCAACGGAGAAGCAUUUCCUGGACAUGACAUGCUAUUAAAAAUUGGGCAAGCAACCCUAACAAGGUCCGAAGUGAAUAUAAAUCAUUCUCAGGGUAAAGUGCUGCCUAGUGUAAGAGUUUCAUAUCCAGGUCUUCUACUUAAACCUGAUGAACCUAAUUUGAUUAUAAUGGCAAAACCAGCAGGUGACCCUAGUAAGAUAGAUCAGCCUGCAGGGAUGGAUGAGGACUAA